AUGAAUGAAAAGAAAAAGCAUUUUCUCAAUUGGCUGUACCAUUUUACAUUCUCUGGACGUCUGGGCCACGACCGUGUAUUCUGCACACUGCAGGCCUUCCUACAGCCCGAGUUUGAAUUGAACUUCACCUCAGAAGAGCUCACGGCAAAAAUGCAGGCCUGGGACAGGGGACAGCAGGCCACGUGGGAAUACGAGACGCUGUAUGGUGAACACAGCCUGCUAGUCCAGGAGGCCGAGUCUUGGAUUAGAAAGAUCACAAACAACGGGGGCUACAAGGCCAGGUGGACCCUAAAGGUCACGUGGGUCAAUGCCCACGCCUAUCCUGCCCAGUGGACCCUCGGGAGCAACACCUACCAAGCCAUCCUCUCCACGGACGGGAGCAGGUCCUAUGCCCUGUUUCUCUACCAGAGCGGUAGGAUGCAGUGGGAUGUGGCCCAGCACUCAGGCAACCUGGUGCUCAUAGGCUUCUCCAGUGGAGAUGGCUAUUUCGAAAACAGCCCACUGAUGUCCCAGCCAGUGUGGGAGAGGUAUCGCCCUGAUAGAUUCCUGAAUUCCAACUCAGGCCUCCGAGGACUGCAGUUCUACAGGCUACACCAGGAAGAAAGGCCCAACUACCAUCUCGAGUGCCUGCAGUGGCUGCAGAGCCAGCCUCGGUGGCCCAGCUGGGGCUGGAACCAGGUCUCCUGCCCUUGUUCCUGGCAGCAGGGACGACGGGACUUACGAUUCCAACCCGUCAGCAUAGGUCGCUGGGGCCUCGGCAGCGGGCAGCUGUGCAGCUUCACCUCCUGGCGAGGAGGCGUGUGCUGCAGCUACGGGCCCUGGGGAGAGUUUCGUGAAGGCUGGCACGUGCCGCGUCCUUGGCAGUUCGCCCAGGAACUGGAGCCGCAGAGCUGGUGCUGCCGCUGGAGUGACAAGCCCUACCUCUGUGCCCUGUACCAGCAGAGGCGGCCCCGCGUGGGCUGUGCUACAUACAGGCCCCCACGGCCCGCCUGGAUGUUCGGGGACCCCCACAUCACCACCUUGGAUGGUGUCAAUUACACCUUCAAUGGGCUGGGGGACUUCCUGCUGGUCGGGGCCCAGGACGGGAACUCCUCCUUCCUGCUGCAGGGCCGCACCGCCCAGACUGGCUCAGCCCAGGCCACCAACUUCAUCGCCUUUGCGGCUCAGUACCGCUCCAGCAGCCUGGGCCCCGUCACGGUCCAAUGGCCCCUUGAGCCUCACGACGCAAUCCGUGUCCUGCUGGAUAACCAGACUGUGACAUUUCAGCCUGACCAUGAAGGCGGCGGAGGCCAGGAGACGUUCAACGCCACCGGAGUCCUUCUGGGCCGCAACGGCUCCGUGGUCUCGGCCAGCUUCGACGGCUGGGCCACCGUCUCGGUGAUCGUCUCCAACAUCCUCCACGCCUCCGCCAGCCUCCCGCCCGAGUACCAGAACCGCACGGAGGGUCUCCUGGGGGUCUGGAAUAACAAUCCGGAGGACGACUUCAGGAUGCCCAAUGGCUCCACCACCCCAGGGAGCCCUGAGGAGAUGCUUUUCCACUAUGGAAUGACCUGGCAGAUCGACGGGACAGGCCUCCUUGGCAAGAGGAAUGACCAGCUGCCUUCCAACUUCACCCCUGUUUUCUACUCACAACUGCAAAAAAACAGCUCCUGGGCUGAAGAUUUGAUCUCCAGCUGUGACGGAGACAGCUCAUGCAUCUAUGACACCCUGGCCCUGCGCAACCCAAGCAUCGGACGUCACACGAGGGAAGUCAGUAAAAAAUACGAGCAGGUGAACGCCACCCUCAAUCAGUACCCGCCCUCCAUCAAUGGUGGUCGUGUGGUUGAAGCCUACAAGGGGCAGACCACGCUGAUUCAGUACACCAGCAAUGCUGAGGAUGCCACCUUCACGCUCAGAGACAGCUGCACCGACUUUAAACUCUUUGAGAAUGGGACGUUGCUGUGGACACCCAAGUCGCUGGAGCCAUUCACUCUGGAGAUUCUAGCAAGAAGUGCCAAGAUUGGCUUGGCCUCUGCACUCCAGCCCAGGACCGUGGUCUGCCAUUGCAAUGCAGAGAGCCAGUGUUUGUACAACCAGACCAGCAGGGUAGGCAACUCCUCCCUGGAGGUGGCUGGCUGCAAGUGUGACGGGGGCACCUUCGGCCGCUACUGUGAGCGCACCGAGGAUGCCUGUGAGGAGCCGUGCUUCCCGAGUGUCCACUGCGUUCCUGGGAAGGGCUGCGAGGCCUGCCCUCCAAACCUGACUGGGGAUGGGCUGCACUGUGCGGCUGUGGGGAGCUCUUUCCUGUGUCGGAACCAGUCCUGCCCUGUGAAUUGCUGCUACAAUCAAGGCCACUGCUACAUCUCCCAGACUCUGGGCUGUAAGCCCACGUGCACCUGUCCCCCGGCCUUCACCGACAGCCGCUGCUUCCUGGCUGGGAACAACUUCAGUCCAACUGUCCACCUAGAACUUCCCUUAAGAGUCAUCCAGCUCCUGCUCAGUGAAGAGGAAAAUGCCUCCAUGGCAGAGGUCAACGCCUCGGUGGCAUACAGACUGGGGACCCUGGACAUGCGGGCCUUUCUCCGCAACAGCGAAGUGAAACGAAUUAAUUCCCCAGCACCGGCCUCGGGAAGCCCCAUUCAACAGUGGAUGGUCAUCUCGGAGUUCCAGUACCGUCCUCGGGGCCCCGUCAUCGACUUCCUGAACAACCAGCUGCUGGCCGCGGUGGUGGAGGCGUUCUUAUACCACGUUCCAUGGAGGAGUGAGGAGCCCAGGAACGACGUGGUCUUCCAGCCCAUCUCCAGGGAAGACGUGCGCGAUGUGACAGCCCUGAACGUGAGCACGCUGAAGGCUUACUUCAAAUGCGUUGGCCGGGGCCGGGCCCGGGGCCGGGGCCGGGCCCGGGGGUGUGACUGCGCACCUGUGGCCGGCAUCCUUGCUGCCCAGGUGCAGCUGACUGCACGUGCAGCUGAACUCACACAAGGUUUUUGCUGUGUGUCCUUCUCCAUCUACACGGCCUGGGGCGAGCACUGUGAGCACCUGAGCAUGAAACUCGACGCGUUCUUCGGCAUCUUCUUUGGGGCCCUGGGCGGCCUCUUGCUGCUGGGGGUCGGGACGUUCGUGGUCCUGCGUUUCUGGGGUUGCUCCAGGGCCAGGUUCUCCUAUUUCCUGAACUCAGCUGAGGCCUUGCCUUGA
This is a messenger RNA of Pongo pygmaeus (Bornean orangutan), 3174 nucleotides long. RefSeq names its product mucin-4-like. Gene Ontology annotation, molecular function: ErbB-2 class receptor binding. The record is from RefSeq and is a predicted model, not a curated record. NCBI's taxonomy places the organism in Eukaryota, Metazoa, Chordata, Mammalia, Primates, Hominidae. Gene Ontology annotation, biological process: cell-matrix adhesion.